Molecule: messenger RNA, 2286 nt
Organism: Pelmatolapia mariae (spotted tilapia)
Lineage: Eukaryota; Metazoa; Chordata; Actinopteri; Cichliformes; Cichlidae
Product: neuronal membrane glycoprotein M6-a-like
Exons: 7
Coding region: 161-997 (278 amino acids)
Biological process (GO): neuron projection development
Cellular component (GO): plasma membrane; neuronal cell body; axonal growth cone
Source: RefSeq, a predicted model, not a curated record
ACAGGGACUUCCCUGAGCCUCCAUCAUCUGCAGGGAGGGAAAAAAACACUCACACACACACUGCCUCCCACACACACACACGCACACUCUGCUGAGAGCUAGCAAGGGGCUUUAAACAGCUUCACACAUAACCGAGACAAAGGGACUGUAACCUGCCACAAUGGAAGAAAACAUGGAUGAAUCGCAAAGCCAGAAAGGCUGUAAGGAGUGCUGCGAGCGAUGUGUGGGCAGCCUGCCCUGGGCGUCGCUCAUCGCCACCAUCCUCCUCUACAUGGGCGUGGCCUUGUUCUGUGGGUGUGGCCACGAGGCUUUGAGCGGCACCGUCACCAUCCUCCAGAACUACUUUGAAGUCAUCAGAGCCCCGGGAGACACUCUGGAUGUGUUCACCAUCAUCGACAUCCUGAAGUACAUCAUUUAUGGCCUUGCAGCUGGAUUCUUUGUGUUUGGAGUGCUGCUGCUGGUGGAGGGCUUUUUCACCACCGGAGCCAUCCGCGAUCUCUACGGAGAGUUCAAGAUCACUGCCUGCGGACGCUGCCUUACUGCAUUCCUGAUGUUCCUGGCCUACCUGUUCUUCCUGGUGUGGCUCGGGGUGACGGCAUUCACCAGCCUGCCGGUCUUCAUGUACUUCAACGUUUGGUCCAUGUGUCAGAACACCAGCUCGGUGGAGGGAACCAACCUCUGCCUGGACCUGCGUCAGUUUGGAGCGGUGACCAUCUCCGAGGAGAGGAAGUUGUGCACGCAGUCCGAGAAGUUCGUCAAGAUGUGCGAAUCCAACGAGCUGGACUUGACCUUCCAUCUGUUCGUGUGCGCACUAGCAGGAGCAGGAGCUGCUGUCAUCGCCAUGGUGCACUUCCUGAUGGCUCUAGCCGCUAACUGGGGCUACCUGAAGGACGCCAGUCGGAUGCAGAAGUACGAGGACAUCAAGUCGAAGGAGGAGCAGGAGCUGCACGACAUCCACUCUACACGCUCCAAAGAACGCCUCAAUGCCUACACAUAAACACGCCGCCACGAGGAACGACACACACACACUUACCUGUCAGACACACACGCACACACGGGUGAAAAAGAUUCAUUCAAACAAAUUUACAGACACGAGUAGGCAGAAAUUAGAGGAUAAGAAACCCAUGAGAUCACCGACGCCCUCCUCAUCCUCAGCUCUGCAGUCGAUCGUUGCUGGUCUGCUCCAAGUUUAACACGAUAAAUCGUCCAGAUUCACCGAACCUAAACCGGUCAGACAUUUUAGUCUGAAGGUUUCUGAAUGUGAUGGUGUGAGUUUUCAGGCCUUUCAGAGUAAAAUGCUGCACAAACAAAAGUUCUCACUGCAUAACACAAACCAGCGUAACGAGAAAUGCCAAAAAUCACAACGGACGAACCCAAAGAAGGAGAAUUAUUUCAAUCUGAUCGCCUAAAGACUCCAAACAGCAACGAUCUACAGCAGACGCAUGAGGACGGCGUCCGUGAGCUCAUCAUCAACCCACACACACACACACACACACACACACACACUGAGACAUGUAGAUGUGACUGAAUGGUCGGUGUUGUUUGGUGGUGUCAUGCUGUGUUGUGUCGUUCGCCACGCUAUGAUGAUGGUGUCACAGAGAAAUAAGGUCCCCGAGGAAAUUUGUGCCUCCCGGGUACAAAUGGGUAGCUUUGCCAACUCCCCCCACCCCCUCCUUUCUCCCUCCCUGACCUCUGACCUCUUCACGUUGAGCCCAGUUUCAUUAGUUGUUUCGUAGUUUCUCGUCGCGCUCGCUGACCCGUGUGGUCGUUUGCAGCGGUGGGGGGUGGGGCGGGGUUUUGGAAACAAAAAGCACUGGAUUGGUGGUCGGAGACCCGCCUGAGGUUAGCGUUGAGCUCGAGCUUUGGUUAUAACGUUUUCAACCAUAACCACGGGCCGAUCACGACGACUUGCAGGAGAGAUUUUACCCGUUAAUUACGGAGCGCCGAUGAUCGCAGAAAAAUCGAAGUCACGAACACGACCAAAUUCUCUCAAUGCGUCACUAUUUCUGCGUAUCUUUAUUAUUAUUAUUAUUGUGAGGCUGACAGCACGUACGGUGGCAGCGGGGUGCAGCUAGUGAAACGGGGCUCCUCCUCCUCCCCUCUUCGUCCCCUGAUUGUACAAACUUGUGAUUCGUCCUCAGAAACAGCACAUCUUAGCAGCACAAAGUCUUUUAGUCAUCAUCUCAUCCGUCUGUUACGUAACGUUUUCUCACUUUUCAGGGAUUUUGCCACAUUUUUAUUCGGAUUCUUUCUGUGUGAUUUUAGCACCGGGGUAUUUAAACGGGG